Messenger RNA from Alternaria arbusti, 270 nucleotides. RefSeq lists its product as uncharacterized. The transcript is spliced from 2 exons. Bases 1 to 270 code for a protein of 89 amino acids. Lineage: Eukaryota; Fungi; Ascomycota; Dothideomycetes; Pleosporales; Pleosporaceae. The record is from RefSeq and is a predicted model, not a curated record.
AUGAUUCCCAUAGCCUCCGUCAUCUUCAACCUUAUACUCUUGACUCCUGCACUCGUCCUCUUCGAUCUCGCACUCCUGACUCCCACAGCAGUCCUCAUCUCCAAUCUUGUCCUCCCGACUCCCCCAUUCAUCUUCAUCUCCACACUCCCCAAUCCCCUCUUCGCGCGCCCUAAUCUGAGCAGCAGUCCUCCACCCAGCUCUACGCACGACGCCAAAACGAAAGCAGCGCGAGACGACCACGUUACCGCCAAAGCUGUCGAAGACACGUGA